Molecule: messenger RNA, 1641 nt
Organism: Dichomitus squalens LYAD-421 SS1
Lineage: Eukaryota; Fungi; Basidiomycota; Agaricomycetes; Polyporales; Polyporaceae
Product: cytochrome P450
Exons: 12
Coding region: 1-1641 (546 amino acids)
Molecular function (GO): iron ion binding; monooxygenase activity; heme binding
Source: RefSeq, a predicted model, not a curated record
AUGGUGAACGGCUCUGAGAAUAUCAGCAGUGUCGCCGCAAUCUUUGCAGCGACUGCCUUCCGAGUCUCCGCUAAUGCCGCACCUUUUGUGCUUGCAUUGCUCACGUUUGUCCUAGUCAAGCAGCAUGUACAGAGGAGAAGAAUGCCCCCGGGCCCCCGUGGUCUCCCCUUUAUCGGUAACAAGCAUCAGGUGCCUUCAAUAAAGCCAUGGCGCCAGUUCGCGGAGUGGAACAAACAAUAUGGGCCAGUGGUGUCUCUUUACUUGGGCAGCACUCCUGUGAUUGUCCUUGGCACUGCGCAAGCCGCUUGGGACCUGCUGGAGAAACGGUCUGAUAUCUACUCAAGCCGACCGCGCUUUGUCGUCGCAGGCGAGAUCCUGUCUGAUAAUAAGCGAGGUCUGAUGCUUCCGAAUGGGGAGCCGUGGCGUAAAUGGCGCAAGGUACUCCAUACUGGAUUCCAUUCACGACGAGCGGACACGUACAACGAGAUCCAGUCGCUGGAAUCGACCGUGCUGUUACACCAGCUCCUUACCGAGCCACAGGAUUGGGAGCGCCACCUACAAAGGUUUGCUGCGAGCGUCGCUACCUCUGUGACUUAUGGCCGUCGGGUGGAGAGCGUGGAUGAAUGGAUAGUGAAGGAAAAUAUGUCAGCCAUGGAUUCGUCAAGUGAGAGCACGAGCAUCGCAAGCGGUGAGACUGUACUCACCACCCUUCCCCUCAGCAUCCCAGGAAAAUACCUCGUCGAGUCUUGGCCAUGGCUAAUGAAGCUUCCUAGAUCUAUGCAGUGGUUUAGGAGAGAACCCGAAGAUCGCCGGCAACGAGAUAUCAAACUACUCACGCAUCUAGUCGACGACGUCAAGAAGCGAAUGGCCGAUGGUACCACUCCUGACUGCCUCACGUCGCAAACUGUCACGAAUCAAUCCAAGAACGGGAUGUCGGAUUUGGAGAUAGCGUAUGCCGUCUCCUCUCCAUUCGGUGCUGGUAUCGAGACAACCUCAGGAACGCUAUGCGUUUUCUUCCUCGCCAUGUUGCAUUUUCCAGAGGUGAUGAAGAAGGCUCAAGAUGAACUGGACAAAGUCGUCGGGCCCGAUCGCCUGCCAGGGUUCGAGGACCGUGAUCGUCUCCCAUACCUGCAUGCGCUCAUGAACGAAACGCUACGAUGGCGUCCUAUCGCCGUCCUUGGCGGAACGCCGCAUGCUGUCAUAGCAGAUGAUGAGUACAAUGGGAUGUACAUCCCCAAAGGCUCCACCGUCUUUGGGAACCUUGCAGGUAUCAUGCAUGACCCCGUCAUGUUUCCUUACCCAGACGACUUUCGGCCGGAGCGGUUCUUGGUAACAACCGAUCCGCGCCUGCAAGAUUUCGAUCUCCCCUUCGGCUUCGGGAGGCGGAUAUGCGUGGGGAUGCAUCUCGCGAAGAACUCGCUCUUCAUCACCAUGUCGCGGAUCCUGUGGGCAUUCGACAUCCUUCCAGCCGUCGGAGGAGAUGGCAGGCCAAUUCUACCCGACCCGUGGAACUUCACGAAUGGAUUCAACUCGAAGCCCGUGAGCUUCCCGUGCGCGUUGAGAUGCAGAAGUCCCAAGGUCACUGAGUGCAUCGAGCGGGAGUGGGACGCAGCGAAGGAGAGGCUUGGUCGAUGGCAGUAG